AAUAUUAGAAUAAGGGUCAUGCAUGCUACAUGCACCCACUAUUAAAUAAGCCUAGCUGCAUCUAGAUUAGUUAUGCUGAGCUGGCACCAUGCGCGGUGCGUGUGUGUAUUUCCUUUCCAAUUGUAUCUAGUAUAUAAGUGUUAGUUGUGUGAUGUAAACUCUUGAUCAAUAUGAAAUACACUUUACUUUUGCUGCAAGCUUUCUUUUCUGUUAUGGUAUCCAGAGCAAAAGCCUUCCGCUGAAAUCUUCUUCUUCAUUUUUCGAUGGCACCUCACACGCCUUCCCCAUCCAAAAAUCAAAACAACCAAUCACCUCCUUACGAGGAUCAAUCUAGUCCGUAUUUCUUACCCAGCAGUGAUAAUCCUGGAGUCCAGUUAGUCACACAGCAAUUGAACGGUUCAAACUACAUCACAUGGAGUCGCUCGAUGACGACGACGCUUAUGGCGAAGAACAAAGUUGCUUUUAUCGACGGUUCGAUUAUGCGACCUCAUUCUACCGAUCUGUUAUUUUCUCAGUGGCUUCGUUGCAACAGCAUGGUUGUAUCUUGGCUUCGCAAUUCUGUCGUACCAGAGAUCAGUUCCAGCAUCAUGUAUAUCGAUGAUGCGUCUCUUAUCUGGAGCGAUUUGAAAGAGCGGUUUUCUCAAGGUAACUUAGCUCGUAUCUGUCAACUGAAGCAACAAUUGCUCACUUUGAAGCAGGGAUCUGAUGAUGUCAGUGCUUAUUUCACCAAGUUGCGUAUUCUCUGGGAUGAAUACCGCGAUUUUCAGCCAUCACGGUGGUGCGUUUGUGAUAAUUGUAGAUGCCAGAGUUCUCGUAAAUGGAAUGAGUUUCAACUACAAGAAUGUUCUAUGCAAUUUCUUAUUGGUUUGAAUUCCUCUUAUUCUCAGAUUCGGUCUCAGAUUAUUUCUACUGCACCUCUACCUUCUUUGCAGAGAAUUUUUGCCUUAGUUUUGCAGGAAGAAAGGCAAAGAUCUAUUGAGCAACAAUCACCUGUGAUUAACUAUGAAAAUCAAGGUUCUAUGAUUAAUGCAGCGGGUACAGCGAGUACAGCUCGUGGCCGAGGAGGCAGAGGAAAAUUUCUAUGUGCUCAUUGUGGCAAAACUAGUCACACUGUGGAUAAGUGUUUUGAGAUCAUAGGCUAUCCCCCAGGCUAUGGCAGAGGAAAACCUAAAUCUCAAGGAUAUUCUAAUGAAGGAAGCAGAUCUAUUAAUCAGAUGACAGCUAAUGAGGCUGCGGUUGUUCCUCAAAAUUCCUCUGGUUUGUCAGCUGCAGAUAUGGCUCGGAUGAUAUCAUAUUUACAGACUCAGAUGCAACUGAGUCCUCCUCCUGCUACUAAUCAACAGCCGCCUGCAUCAACAAAACCAGAGAAUGUUCAAUUUGGAGAUUUUUCGGCUCCAGCUGCUGUCUCUCCUCCAUUCAGUGGGAGCUUCACAGGGUACUGUGAUUGGGAAGGGUAACCGAGUAGGCAACCUCUAUGUGCUAGAAGCUUCUUCUCCAGUUCAGCUCACUCCAUCUUCACUCUUUUCUGCCUGUCAUGCAGUGUCAGCCGAUGUGUGGCACCAUAGACUAGGGCAUUUAUCUUUAAAUAAACUUCAAAUUUUGUCUAAAGUUUUGUCUAUUCCUUCUUGUAAACAGACUCUAUGUGAGAUCUGUCUUUUAGCCAAACAAAAACGUCUGUCCUUUCCUAAAUCACAUCAUGUAUCUAAGGAAGUGUUUGAUCUUAUUCAUUGUGACAUUUGGGGACCAUAUCAAACCCCCAC
Molecule: messenger RNA, 1760 nt
Organism: Salvia miltiorrhiza (redroot sage)
Lineage: Eukaryota; Viridiplantae; Streptophyta; Magnoliopsida; Lamiales; Lamiaceae
Exons: 2
Coding region: 264-1457 (397 amino acids)
Source: RefSeq, a predicted model, not a curated record